Molecule: messenger RNA, 1471 nt
Organism: Eutrema salsugineum
Lineage: Eukaryota; Viridiplantae; Streptophyta; Magnoliopsida; Brassicales; Brassicaceae
Exons: 7
Coding region: 180-1295 (371 amino acids)
Source: RefSeq, a predicted model, not a curated record
UUAACUAUCGUUAUGGAAGUAAUAAAAGUGUCGCCGGCGAGAAGCGAGGCUUCUUCUUCGCAACCCAUAUCUUUGGUGGAAUCAAGACAAUCUCCACUACAAAUCGAAUCAAGUCGAGGGAUUUUGGAAGAGAGCUAAACGAACGAGCAAAAAUAAAAAUUCAAUUUUGAUUGUUGUGAAUGGGUAGAUGGAGAGCAGUUGCUGCUCUUCUUCUUCGUAAUCAAAUAGUCAAUUCUUCAAAGCCUUUUCCAUGUGUUUGGAGACACCCGGCGCUUGGUUCCCAUCGAAGCCAAGCUUCUCGUUUGCUUGAUUUCCGACACUUUUCAGCUUUCCCUUCUCCGAUUUCGAUUUACAACAAUGACUCUGAUUCUGGGUCGGGUGAUGUAUACCAAAACUACGAAUUUGGAACCAAGGAAGAGGAAGACAGAGGGAAGAUACCUAUCAAAGCCUAUUUUCUCAGUACUAGUAUUGAUUUGAAGGGAAUGCAAGCUGACAACUUAUGCAAUGUUGUUCCUCCUACCUCACGGUCUACUAAUUCUAUUGCCCUCAAAUUUUCUGAUUCUUCUUCUCGAAUCCCUGCGCUAGACGAGAGGGAGAGUGUAAGCAGCUGCCGGUUCAUGGUUGUCUUUCAAUACGGUUCUGCUGUUCUUUUCAAUGUUGAUGACGAUGACGUUGAGUCUUAUCUCGACAUUGUUCGUAGACAUGCUUCUGGGUUGCUUACAGAAAUGAGGAAAGAUGAUUAUGCUGUGAAGGAGAAGCCUUUGUUGACUGAGGAAAUGCGAGGUGGCCCUGACUACAUUGUUCUCAAAACUUUGGAUACUGAUAGCAUCCGUAUUAUUGGGAGCGUUCUCGGGCAAAGUAUUGCAUUGGAUUACUUUGUUUCUCAGGUUGAUAAGUUGGUAGAAGAGUUUGCUGGUAUAAACCGCGCAAUGGAGAAAACCGGAACUUUCACCAUGCACAGGAAAAAGCUCUUCCAACUUGUAGGGAAGGCUAAUUCUAAUUUAGCUGACGUGAUUCUCAGAGUUGGUUUGUUUGAUAGAUCCGAGAUUGCUUGGAGAGAGGCUAGAUAUGCUCAGAUAUAUGAGUACCUUAGAGAAGAGUACGAGGUCACUCAGAGAUUCGGGAAUCUAGACUUUAAGCUGAAGUUUGUAGAGCACAACAUUCAUUUCCUCCAAGAGGUGAUGCAGAACCGACGAUCAGAUCUUUUAGAAUGGUGCAUUAUCUUCUUACUGACCCUUGAAAACUCUUUAUCUAUUUACGAGAUUGUUCGAGAAUCCACAGGAGCUUCACUCUGAUGCUACAAAUCAUUGUAGAGUACUCAAAAAGGAAUUCUUUAUUACUCUCAAGUGUAGUUCAUUUGUUUUGAUUCUCAGUUUACAUCUGUAAUAAAAUCAACUUGAACUAGCUAGUUAACGCUGCUUAUGUCAAAUUACGGUUUCGGAAACUAAGAUCAAAUACAAAUGUUAUGGUU